ACCAUUUUCCCUAUUUCUCCUUCAUCAUCUUCUUCUCUUCUCCCUCUCUUUGAAUCAAAUUCCCUUUAAUUUUCCACAAAUUUCGUUUCCAUUAGAUUCUCUCUCUUAUUUUCCCUUCUCUUUCCCAUUCCAUUCCCAUUUCCAUUUCCUCUCUAAUUCUUUUUUUCAAGAAUCCUAAAACCCACUUAACCUUUUUUCUUUCCUCGUAUUAUCUUCCCAGAUUUAGGGUUUCUCUUCAACUCUAUAAUUUUUUUGUUGUUGUUGCAAUUUUCCCCAUUCAUUGUAUUAUUCUUUUAUUUUAUUUUAUUUUAAUUAAAAAGGGGAGACUUUUGUUGAAAAAUACUUGUUCCAAGUGUUUUCCAUAUAUAUAUAUGACUGAUAUUAGGUAUUAGGGUUUUGAUUUUUUUUUUCUGAGGUCACCAAAAAGAAGUCAUUAUUGGUAAUUUCUUUUGGUUUUUUUCUGGAUCUGAGGGUAAUUUCAAGAUUUUAACCUGUUUAGUUGAAUUGGGUUUAAGUGAAAUCAAGAAAAGAUUCAAUCUUUGAGUAUGGAUCAUGUGGUAGGUGGCAAGUUUAAGCUAGGCCGAAAGAUCGGUAGUGGAUCUUUUGGGGAACUUUAUUUAGGGGUCAAUGUACAAACUGGAGAAGAAGUUGCUGUGAAGCUGGAAUCAACUAAAACAAAGCACCCUCAGCUUCAUUAUGAAUCAAAGCUGUAUAUGCUUCUACAAGGAGGAACUGGAAUUCCACACCUCAAGUGGUUUGGCGUUGAAGGUGAAUACAAUGCCAUGGUUAUUGACCUUCUUGGGCCAAGUUUGGAAGACUUGUUUAACUAUUGCAAUAGGAGGUUCACUCUAAAGACAGUGUUAAUGCUGGCAGAUCAAUUGAUUAAUAGAGUUGAAUAUAUGCACUCGAGGGGAUUUCUUCAUCGCGACAUUAAGCCCGACAACUUCUUAAUGGGUUUAGGGCGUAAAGCAAAUCAGGUAUACGUCAUUGACUAUGGUCUUGCCAAGAAGUACAGAGAUCUUCAGACGCAUAAGCAUAUACCAUACAGGGAAAACAAAAACCUCACAGGAACUGCUCGUUAUGCUAGUGUUAACACCCAUCUUGGAGUUGAACAAAGCAGAAGAGACGAUCUGGAGUCUCUUGGUUAUGUGCUUAUGUAUUUCUUGAGAGGAAGCCUGCCGUGGCAAGGUUUGAAAGCUGGCACCAAAAAGCAGAAAUAUGACAAGAUUAGUGAGAAGAAGAUGCUUACACCUAUAGAGGUGCUUUGCAAAUCCUAUCCCUCAGAAUUCAUAUCAUUUUUUCAUUACUGUCGAUCAUUACGGUUUGAUGAUAAGCCAGAUUACUCAUACCUGAAGAGGCUAUUCCGAGACCUUUUUAUUAGAGAAGGUUAUCAAUUUGACUACGUAUUUGACUGGACUAUAUUGAAAUAUCCACAGAUUGGCUCUACUUCAAGAGGACGACAACCUACUGGGAGAUUACCUGUGAACCCAGGACCAUCCGCUGAGAGAGCAGAAAAGAUUCCUGUGAGGCAGGAAAUUAAAGAUAGGUUUUCUGGUGCUGUUGAGGCGUUUACUAGAAGGAACAUUUCUGGAACUGGUUUGCAAGGGGACCAUUUGAGACACCACAGAUCUUCAGACGAUGUACCAUCAUCCAAGGACGUGCAAGCUGAUGCUGAAAGAGGCCGUGUAACUCGGACUGGUAGCACCUCGAGGAGGGCUGUCAUGGGAAGCAGCCGACCAAGCUCAUCUGGUGAACCCACUGACAAUCGCACUGGUCGAUUGGGUUCAAGUAGUGGCCGUAUUUCCACUACCCAAAGAGUGCAACCCGGAUUUGAAUCCAAGUCAUCAUCUUUUACCCGCGCUACUGCAACCAGAGGCGGUAGAGAUGAUGCUCUUAGGAGCUUUGAGCUGCUAACUAUUGGCACUGGAAGAAGGAAAUGAGAGGCUAUAUGAUGUCUAAAAUCUGCCCCCUCAAGUUGAGCAGCAGAUUGAGCAACUUUCUUUAAGCACUUCCCGACAAUCGUGCACUGAUUCUUGCAAUUUAACAGGCUUGCUAAACUUUCAGAGAUAGGGGGGCUGGUUCUCUGUUUGUAUAUUUGAGAAUGCCUCUCUAAUGUGUGAUGUUGUAGACCGGGAUGUCUCGAAAAUAAAAAUGUUUCACAUCUCUGUAAAUUGCUUAAUGCAGAGAUGAGCAUAGCUCCCUUUUUUUUCCUGAUGCAUGGCUGCUAUGUUUGCAAAUGGGGAGAAAGUUUAGUGGAAAGUAAAUAGUUCAUGGUUAUGCAGUGUAGUUCCGAUUACUUUAGGGGCUACCUCGGUACUUUUUCUUAGUUGUGUGGUUCUUGUGCCAAGAAAGAUAUUCAUAUACUUUAUGUAAUGUACCUUAAAUUUAUUCUAUCCAAUCUUCCUAUAUGAUUGUUACUAUU
This is a messenger RNA of Nicotiana attenuata, 2422 nucleotides long. RefSeq names its product casein kinase 1-like protein 10. The record is from RefSeq and is a predicted model, not a curated record. Gene Ontology annotation, biological process: peptidyl-serine phosphorylation; signal transduction; endocytosis. The coding region runs from base 546 to 1940 and encodes 464 amino acids. Gene Ontology annotation, molecular function: protein serine/threonine kinase activity; ATP binding. The transcript has 15 exons. Gene Ontology annotation, cellular component: nucleus; cytoplasm. Lineage: Eukaryota; Viridiplantae; Streptophyta; Magnoliopsida; Solanales; Solanaceae.